This is a messenger RNA of Dromaius novaehollandiae (emu), 5387 nucleotides long. RefSeq names its product OMA1 zinc metallopeptidase (gene OMA1). Gene Ontology annotation, cellular component: mitochondrial inner membrane. Gene Ontology annotation, molecular function: metalloendopeptidase activity. NCBI's taxonomy places the organism in Eukaryota, Metazoa, Chordata, Aves, Casuariiformes, Dromaiidae. Gene Ontology annotation, biological process: mitochondrial protein processing; protein quality control for misfolded or incompletely synthesized proteins. The transcript is spliced from 9 exons. The record is from RefSeq and is a predicted model, not a curated record. The coding region runs from base 224 to 1819 and encodes 531 amino acids.
AGGGGAGCGCGGCGGAGGAGGAGGCGUUUCCCCGAGCCCGUCGCCAGGCCUCCUCUUCCCUCCUCUGGCGCCUCAGCGCGACACGUCUCCUUCCCCCUCCCCGCCCCCGCGCGCCUGAUCACGUCCAGCCCUAUCGCGAUAAUCGCGCCUAGAGGUGGCGGGGGCGCUGCUGAGCGCGGCCUGCGUGGGCGCUGAGGGCCGAGGGUAACCCAACGAAAGGGGUAUGAAUAUCGUCUGUGGUCUAAAGUUUCCUGGCAGGAACUGUAUUUUCUUUCACUUAACUUCUUUGACCAAGCAGGGGAAAUGCAAUAAUCGCUAUAGGUCUUCUGCAAGACACUGUCAGAUUCAAGUCAGUUGUAUACUAAAUAGAUGUCAAAGGCUAGAUUUGAGUGGAAAUACUAGGAACUGUUUUUUGACUGGAAGCCCUAGCUACUGUGGAAACUCAAUUGGUAAAGGACAGAGGUGUCUUUUGAGUACUGUAAAUACAGAAGUAUGCAAGAAUGCACCCCACAGUUCUGCAAGAUCUUGCUUCCUGUCUUCUCAGCCACUGGUGGAGAAGAUCACAUCCCUCCAAAUCAGUUCCCUUGUGCAACUCCCAAAUCGUUUUUCUGCUUGGAACAUUCAGACCAUCAGAUUUUUUCACAUAUCACCAUCAUCUCAGGCUGCUCCAGUUCCCCUUUUCUGGAUGAUCGUUAAACCAGCUCAGAAAUUAUUUGCUAUCAUUCUUGGCAGGAGCAUAAGAAACUGGUGGAAGGCACUUCCUCCUAACAAACGGGAACUCUUCAAGGAAAGUGCAAGGAAAAAUAAAUGGAAGAUACUCCUGAGUGUCAGUAGCUUAGGAGUUUUAUUUAUUGUGUUUUAUUUUACUCACUUGGAAGAGACGCCAAUCACAGGGCGUGCUCGACUGGUAGUAUUUGGAAAAGAACAUUUUAGGGAACUGUCACAGAUGGAGUAUGAUAUGUGGAUGGCGGAAUUCGAAAACAAAAUGUUACCUGAAACAGAUGCACGCUAUCAGGUUGUUGAAAGAGUUGUCGGUCAUUUAUCUGAAAGCAAUAAGGACAUCCCGCAAGUCUCUGAGCAGAAGUGGGUUAUCCAUGUGGUUGAAGAACCAGGUGUAAAUGCUUUUGUGCUUCCGAAUGGACAAGUAUUUGUUUUCACAGGAUUGCUGAAUGCAGUUUCUGAUAUUCACCAGUUGUCUUUCAUUUUGGGACAUGAAAUAGCUCAUGCUGUGCUGGAACACGCAGCAGAGAAAGCCAGUCUGGUUCACUUCUUGGAUUUCCUAUCACUCAUCUUUCUCACUAUGAUUUGGGCCAUCUGUCCUCGUGAUAGUUUGGCGGUUGUUGGCCAGUGGAUUCAGAGCAAGUUGCAGGAGUUUAUUUUUGAUAGACCAUACAGCAGGACAUUGGAAGCUGAAGCUGAUAAAGUGGGACUUCAGUUUGCAGCCAAGGCUUGUGUGGAUGUAAGAGCAAGCAGUGUAUUUUGGCAACAGAUGGAACUAGCAGAAACCAUUCAGGGGCAGCCCAAGAUACCAGAGUGGCUCUCCACACACCCCUCUCAUGAAAACAGAGCUGAACACUUGGACCGGCUUAUCCCAGAGGCUCUUAAAAUAAGAGAGAGCUGCAAUUGCCCAUCUCUUUCUGGACCAGAUCCUCGCCUCAUUUUCAGACUUAACAUGCAACAUCUCCUGGAAUCAUCUAAAGAUCAACAAACACAAAAUUCUACAAAGCAAGAUCUUACAAAACCAAAACUGGAUUUGCCUCACACUCAAAAAGUGGAAGAUAUGCCAGUAACUUUUGCAGUUAAACCUACUAACUCUUGAUAUUAAUAUUCUAUUUUUAUGAAACUCGCUAUCCUGAAGGUCUGUCUUUUAAGGCAAAUUUGUCUUUGAACCAUGAAGAACUUCUAGCCAUUCAUAUUUUGUGUUUCUUUCUUAUGAUCUCCCACUCAAAGCAAUAAGGAGCUCUGCCCACACAAGAAGAGUAGUAUGUUGGCAUAGAAGGUUUCUUAUUAUUCAUCAAGGGUUGCUAAAAAUAAAUUGCUUCUCAGGGGAAAGACAAUCUCAUACAAUCCAGUAACACAGUGUAAUUUUCAGCUUUAUCAGGCUCACCUUGAUCACAGGGCUGAUGAGCCAGAAGCAUUGCUAAAGCAGAAAGGAAAGUAGUUUUCAUCACUUAAGUUGUCUGGUUUGUCUUGCUGUAAUUUGGUUUAGAUCUGUUCAACUUCAUUUGAGAAAUAAUGAUGAGAACAUAUUGCCUGUUCUACAUAUAGAAUGUUUAAAAAUAUUAAGCUGAGAUGCAGUAAAAUAGCUUAUGGUCUGGAUAUACCCCCACUUACUGCUGGGAUUUUUCUUCUUGCUAAUGCAUUUUAGAAUACAGAUUGUUUCAGCAUUUCUCUUCAAAGCAACCUAAAAGCAUUGCCCAAAGUUCAGUUUAAAAGAGGAGUUAAAUAAUUUUCCAAGGAAGUCUUUCUUGUAAAAAUUCUGUAGAAGAGCGAGUUUGUAGCACUAGAAUGCUGUGCAAGGAUGAUCCUUUUUAAAUGAGUGGGAUGCCUCAUCAGAGGCCAGAUUUAUUUUGGUGGCAGUUGAUCUGGACGUGUCAGUCUGGAUACAAGUAAUUGCUGCUAUGGAAGUAUGUUAGACAGUAGACAAAUGUAACAAGAUUUUUUACCUGUACAGCUUUAGCAGUUGUACCCUAUGCUAAAAGGGGACUUCUCAGGAAACCAGCAAUCCUGGACAUUAAAAAAAAAAAAAAAAAAAAAAAGCAACACAAAACACCCUGCCCCCCAAACAGGACUUUUACGGUGAAGAUCAAUAUGCACAAGAUAGGUAAUGCUGAUGGACCAGCCAGCAUAAUCAGUAUGUUAUCUUUUAUUUGUAAUUGACUGAGAGAUCCUUGCUUUCCUGUUGAUGAAAAUAUUGUAUGCUGAUCUUACAGGAAGAAAUAGAAAGAGGCAGGAGCAAGUAAAAACAAAAAAGGCAAUCCUUUUCUUUUAUCUGUUCAGAUGUAUUUGCUGUUUGUUUUUUGUUUUGUUACUCACUUUGUAUUAAAAUAAAGUUUAUAUAUAGGAAGAAAAAUCUGCUUCAGGUAUGGCAGUAUUUUAGAGUAAGGGGGCAUUCAAAAGCUUUGACAAUGUAUGAUAUUUUGAAAUGUUCUUUUUUUUUAUAUAUGGAGGGGGCAGACCUCCUCAUAUUUCUUCAAUUUAAUCAGAAUGCAGGAUUUGAAGGGGGGGGAAAAAAAGUUUUCAGUGCCGUCAGUGAAUCCGUAGUUUGAAAAACAGUUUGGGAAACCAGUAAUUUUACUGACUUCAGUCAAAGAGCCGGGGUCCUCUGAGAAAUGCUAGCAACUACCCAGCUUACCUCUCUUUGGAGAUAAGUCGAUGUAUUUGCAGUGUUGACUGUGUUGAUGAUUCUAGGCCUGAUUAUAUAGGUCUAGAUUGGCUGCAUAUUGCUUGCAAGCUGUUUUAAAAUCUCUCCUCGAUACUACUGGCAAGAGGCAGAAAGUCCAGCCUGACCAUUAUUCAUCCAUCCAUUUUUAUUCUUAGUGACAGGAGUUUUUGUAACAGAUGUUCAGUGAUGCGUUAAAGCAUUUGGACAUUGUCACCUGAAGGUAAACAGAAAAAUACACCAUUUAGAUUUCCCUGUGGACUUUAUAGUUUAUACUGCAACACUGAAACUGCAGUGCUGCUGCCUCUCUCUUGCUCCAGUGUCAAAGCUUGUUUUGUUAUCCGGGGUUCCUGGCUGACAUGCAACUUGAUGUUUAUGUCGGUUAAGACUAGGGAGAAUGUAGAAGAGUUUUUACAGUGUUCAAGAUUAAGGAUGAAACUACGCAAGUUUCAUAUUUCUACUGUCUAUUUUAAGUGGCUGAAGUAUUAGAGUGGAAUAUUGGAGAUGCAAAUUUAAAGUUCAACAGAGGAAAUUUUUUUAAUUUGUGUGUAAAUGCUCUUGUAGCCAUGCUAGCCUAAUCAUGUAAGAGACGAGACAAGUUUUCAAGGGAGAGUAAUAGCUUAUAUUAGACCAACUGAAGGGCUUAUGUGCUUUUUCCAACUACAUUGGUCUAAUAAAAGAUACCUCUCUCCUUAUAAACCUUAUACAAUUGCAUGCACAUGUAUGUGUGUGUGUAUAUAUGUAUGUAUAUAGAGAUAUAUAAAGCACACAGAGAUUUAAGCUUCUAACCUAAAACAAUGUAGUUUAUGGUCUGUAAUGGGAUGUUGAAAUUUUCCUUUUUUACUUCACAUCCUGAAUUAUCCCGAAUACAUUGUCAAGUGCUUUAGAAAGGAGUUCUCUUUUCUCUCUGCUUCUCUUGGCUGUCCAACACAGAAAAUGCCAUGUGCUCAUCUGCCUCUUGGUAGGCUCUUGUGCCUUAAAUUCUUAUUAAAUAGUGUACUUUACAUUUGCCUACAUUGUUGAAGUAUUUUCAAAUACUUUCUUGAAUAAAAAAUUAACAAAAAUAAAUAUCCUUGCUUUCCAAAGAUUUGAGAAACCUCGGCAAAAGUUACACUAUUUUAAUUAAAGAAAAUAUAAUUAUUUUAAGUCCAUUUUAAACCCAUUUCAAAUAUUUUAAAUUAAUUUCAAAUUAUGUCCCUUAGGAAAAUAUUGUGGUUGCAGGCUUCUAACAAGCUGUAGAAACUUUGCAUUGCAGUUGUAUAACUUAGUAUGUUACAGGAAAGAUAGAGCUAGAAAUCUAGUUGAAGGAAUACAGUACUUGAAAAAUGCAUAUCAUCUCGCAAGUGGGAGCAUAGUGGGUAAAGGGAAUAAGGUAAGAUGGAUUGGUAAAAAUGUUUCUACAUUUCUACUGCUAGUACUGCAUGCUGUGCUUCACAGCUUCUUAUAGAAAGAUUAAGUAUAUGGUACAGGUCGCACUAAAUCUCUCCUAUGCAUUUACUGUACUGGGAGUGUUCAGAGAUUUGACAAGCAGGGCAGGUGCAUACAAGGCAUUUCUGUAAUAAAAAUGGCUCUCUGUAACUUUUGGUCUUUCAUGUUGACAUGUUUUUUAUUUUUUGUAUUUUGAAAAAUGCUCUUUCUGAGGUGUUUGAUUUGAAAUACGUAAGUGCCAAGAAAGCAAAGUAAAGAGCUGUUAGAAUGCUCUUUGUUUUUGAAUUCUGUUUGUAGUCAUUAAAAGAGAAACAAACUUGCAAGCUUGAUGCCUUUUUCAUGUAUUAUCUAGACUGCCACAGGUUUUUUUUCCUCUGUGUAUUGGUAUUUCAGUAUCUCAGGUUCAAAGAGUAUUUCCAGUAUAAUACUCUGUUGUAAGCUAAUUUACUGCCAUCAAAAUUCUCUCUGCUAAAAUUCCUUGUGCUUUUUUCAGCUCUUGGAGUUUUUGAAGGGUAAACGGGAUGACAAGGAUGUGGUUGGUAAUAGAGGUACCAGAAUAAAACUUUUCUGUCAGCAA